Messenger RNA from Rotaria sordida, 990 nucleotides. The record is from the annotation of a GenBank genome assembly. NCBI's taxonomy places the organism in Eukaryota, Metazoa, Rotifera, Eurotatoria, Philodinida, Philodinidae.
AUGACUGGCCAUUUCUUUGAAGGAGCAGAAAAAUUAUUAGAAAUUUGGUUUACAACAAGUACAAGUGAUACAAUUAAAUAUACAUCACGAAAUGAUUUACGAAAUAUUCCUCGAGAUCUUAUUGAAGAAGUAUUAAAUUUGGUUAAUUGUAAAGUACUUCAAUAUGCACAAUCGGCUACAACGGAUACAUAUGUAUUAAGUGAAUCAAGCAUGUUUAUUUUUCGUACACAUUUUGUUUUAAAAACAUGUGGUGAAACAACAUUACUUCAUGCAGUUCAACCAAUAUUAGAACUUGCACGAGAUUAUUGUGAUUUUGAUAUUGUCGAUCAAGUUUUCUAUAGUCGUCGAAAAUUUCUUCGACCUGAAUUACAAAAAGAACCACAUACAAGUUUCGAACAUGAAGUCGCUUAUCUUGAUUCACUUUUCGAAGGUGGUAGCGCAUAUGUUCUUGGUCGUACUAAUAUCGAUUGUUGGUAUUUAUAUACAUUGAACAAGGCAUGUGUUCGUACUAAAUCCGAUCAAACAUUGGAAGUUAUUAUGACGAACUUAGAUCAGGAAAAAAUGAAAAUUUUCUUUCAAGAACAUACAAAAUCAGCAGCUGAAGCAACGAAAAAAGCUGGUAUUGAUAAAAUUUUUCCAAAUGCAAAAAUUUUCGAUUAUUUAUUUAAUCCAUGUGGUUAUUCAAUGAAUGGUCUUCUACCUGAUGGUUAUUAUUUUACAAUUCAUAUAACACCUGAACCAGAUUUUUCAUAUGUUAGUUUUGAAACAAAUGUUCCAUAUCAUCAAUAUAAUGAUAUAGUUCGUAAAGUUAUUUCAAUGUUUAAUCCAGGAAAAUUUACAACAACAAUUUUUGGUGGAUCGGCAUCAAAUAGUCUUGAUAAACAUCGUAAAAUAUUUUUAUAUUCGGAUUAUGCUCGUAUUGAUCAUCAAAUUGUUUGUUUGGUUGAUUAUGAUCUUAUUUAUAGUUAUUAUAAAAAACAUCCGAGCUGA